This is a messenger RNA of Penicillium diatomitis, 645 nucleotides long. Its product is annotated as DUF5572 domain-containing protein. The record is from RefSeq and is a predicted model, not a curated record. NCBI's taxonomy places the organism in Eukaryota, Fungi, Ascomycota, Eurotiomycetes, Eurotiales, Aspergillaceae. The transcript has a single exon. The coding region runs from base 1 to 645 and encodes 214 amino acids.
AUGCAAAUGACCGACUCAAGCCCUGUCAGCGACUUUGAGAGCCUCAGAGCAUACUCAUUCACAUCUGAUUCCGAAUUUGCAAAUGGUCUUGCAAUCAUCCUGAAUCACCCGGGUACACCUGCCUCCGAGGAAGAGAUCACACGCGAUGAUGAUCUUGUUAUGAAAGCGAAAUGCUACUUUUUUUCACGGUAUGAUAUUGGGAUCCUCGUGCGGCAAAAAAAUGAGAACAUGAAAAAAAAAACUCCGGUACAAAUACUCAUUGAUCCGGGCAGAAAGAAGAACAUCACACCUGCGAUUGAUUUCGCUGCGUAUAAGGCUUGGCUGAACACUGGACCAGCAAAGACCGCUUCAGUGCACGCUUUGCCAGAAGUAUCAGAUGAGCCAUCCGCGGAGACGAGUGGUGAAAUAUCCCGUCCAUCGGCUCCUGAUCCGGCUUAUCCAAACUCUUUUGCUCAGAUCGUCGAGCUUAUCACAACUGGUCAGCCGAUUCCCGGCAUUGAACAGAUCCCAGAUACUGUCUUGGAAGGUCAUGACAUCUCGAGUGAGAAGCCACGCCGUCGCAAGCCCUGGGAGAAGGAUGAGAACGGGACAUCGUCACCAGACAUGGUGGUGUCUGGCAACACCGCUGAAUCAUCUACCGUAUAG